Molecule: messenger RNA, 1402 nt
Organism: Zootoca vivipara (common lizard)
Lineage: Eukaryota; Metazoa; Chordata; Lepidosauria; Squamata; Lacertidae
Product: BLOC-1-related complex subunit 6
Biological process (GO): lysosome localization
Cellular component (GO): BORC complex
Source: RefSeq, a predicted model, not a curated record
CCACUUUCCGCCGCCUGCCUAUCAGAAAGGAAAGCUUGCAUGGGAGCCCGCCUUUCCGUCGCCGUUGCCCAAUCAGCCCCGAGCAUGUCCUGUGAGGGCCUCCCUACUUUCCCCAAUGAAGAUGGACACAAAUACUGUGGGGGAGGUUACGCCCCCUUUCUGGAACGAGCCGUUGCUUUCUCGGCUUCUCGCUUAGCGAUGAGCGAAAUUAGGAGAUGGUGCUUCACCUCCCCACUGCCAGCCCUCUUAGGAGUGCAGACCACCUACCCUUUAUUUGAGAGUAAGUCCCAUUGAAGUCAGUGGGAUUCACUUCUGAGUAAACAAGCGCAGGGUUGCGCCGUUAGGCGGCAGCCGCCAAUCAAGCGCUACAAAUCGCAUGAGCCACGCCUCCUCCGCCUGCACGCCGGCUAAUCCGAAGCGCGUAUGCAGGCCAAGGCCCGCCUCCUUUCUAAGCGAGGGGGCGGCUGAUACCUCCGGUAGUUCCGAGUAGCGCGCCGGGCAAUGGCUGAGGCGGUGGCGACGGGAGUUUCCCCGCAGGGCGGCGGGGCGGGUAGCCUGUCGGAGGAGCCGCCGAGCAGCCUAGAGCGCGAGGGCACCGUGCACUGGGACAGGCGCCUCACGCACUUCGUGGCCAGCGACUUCGAGCAGCAGAUGCGGCGCAGCGCCCCGCCGGGCUCCGGCUGCCUCAUUCCCGCCGUGGACCCGGCGGCGCUGCAGGACCUGGCGGCUCUAGCCGUGCAGGCGGCGGCGCAGGUGGACGAGCUGCUGCGCAGCGUGCACGGCGCCCUGCAGGCCCUGACGGCACUCAGCGUGGGCUGCAUCCAGACGUACCGCGACGGCGUGGAGAGCCUGGGCGAGGCGGUGGACACGAGCAUCCGCUCCAUGUACACGCUGAUGGCGCGCUGCGAGGAGCUGGACAAGGCGAUGCAGCCGGUGCCGGCCUUGUCCCGGCGCAUCCGGGACAUGAAGGGUGCGCUGGAGAAACUCGAGGGGCUCUGCAAAUAGGCCUCGCGAGGCUCGCUUGGGGCCCGGCGCUGAAUGAAACGAAGUAAGCUGGUUUCCGGACGACAGCUCCUUUCUUCUCGGCGCUGGUGGCUUCCCCGUCAAAGCCCCUCUGGCCUUUUUCUCUGCUGAUCUCAGGACAAUUGCAUAGCUUUCUGUUAACCAAGCUUUUGUUCGAAACUGUGCAAAAUCAAUUGUGCCACGUAAUAAAUACUUUCUUCUCCUGAGGCCCUCCCUCUUGCAGCAAACUGACACAAAUCGCCUUUCCAAUACAUGCUUAAGUGGCUCUGUUGAACAGAUUUUCUUAGUGUCCCUUAUAUUGCUAUAAAAAGCCAUAGAAGAUGCUUACUAGGUAGAAAGUCCCAUUUUGAAUUUUCCAAAUAAAACAUGCAAAACUCUG